GACACACACAUUGGCGAGGACACAUUCUUUUUUUAUGAGAUUUUUUAUAAAAAUAUCAAGUAGGAUUUAGGUGAGAAAGUGAAAAGAGGGCCUUUCUGGUGCAGACGGACAAACUGACGUCCACGCUCUUGACACAAACACACCAUGCACUGUGUUAGCAGAGGAGGCUGCUACCUGGUGAAUUCCCACUGUGAUAUUCACGAGGACAACCAGUGGAGGAAGGAGAGCCUCCAAGCAUGUUGGCUGAGCCUGAUUAUUGAAACAAGACCACAAUACAAGCUGAAACUGUCGGAGACAGAUAACGUCCGCAGAGAGAGUUAUAAGCUCCAACAGGUGGUGCACUUCAUGGUCCAGAGGGGCCCCAGUCAGACAGUGAUGCUGGGGACUCUCAACGGAGCUACGAAAGAGCACCACCUACCUGUCCUCCACACCGGCAGGGACCCAGGCCCUGCCAGAGCCUCCUCUGGCUGCACAGUGGAACAGCCAGCCACACAAGAGCAGGUGAAAGAUGAGUUGAACAAGCAGGAAGUGACUGACACAACUCAGGUCCUCAGAAAGCCAAUCAGAGUGAACUUCAGAGCUUCCAGCCUGAUGUCCUCUCCAAGAGAAAACUCUCAUCGGGCGCAGAGGAGGGAGUGAAACAAGGAGGUGAAGCUGAAGGAACAUCGGAAACUGUGGCUUAAAAAUUACAACAUAACAUUUUCUCUUGUUGUUCACUUGCUGGUAUCUGUACGUUAACAUUUGCUUUAACGUUGCAUGAAAUAGCUACAUUGAGUCAAAAUGAAAAACCUAAUGAAAUGAGCCACUUUUAUUUGUAUGAAACUUCUGCACAACACAUGUUCUGACUUAGUAUUUGAGUAUCAUCCAUAUAAAACUCUUAGAAAAAAUGUUUUUGACUUCUAGAAGUUAUGUUAGAAGUGUAUUGCUUGUCAUAAUUAAAACACUAAAAAGCUGUGAAAUAUGUUGUAUUGUGGGAAUAACACAUUCUGAAGUUAAUCUUUUAAGAUAACGGUUAUGCCCCUGGAAACUAUAUAUUUUUCAUAUUUUCAGUGACUUCCAUACAAAGCUCAACGAAUAUGCGCUAGAAACUAUUUGUGCUUACUUGUUUAUAUUUAUUAAUAAAUUUGUAACAUUAGAGAAAAAAAAUCAUAAAUGUGCAUACAUAAUGUGAUAGGACUAUAAAUAUGAGUAUCAAUGUGUCAAUUCUUUCUCUGUAUUCCUGUUGCACAGUUUAUACAAUGCAGAAUUAGUUUCCAUGUCACUACUGUGCUAUUCUUAACAGCAAAGACAGCACCUACUUGUGGUAAAAUAAAAACAUUGUAAAGAGACCCCCACAAAAGUUGCUUUUAUAAUCGAAAUACAUCAGUACUUUUGAAAGACUGAGGUGAAUAGCUGAAUAACCUAGAGGAGUAAAAAAAAUUGUUUGAAUAAUUGAACUGAACAGUCAGCGACAAUACAUCCGACACUCACCAAGCUAGAUUUCAAUAAACAAUCAAUUCCAGGCCUUCAAUGUGUUUUUUAUUUUAUUUUUUUUCUGUAGCAAUGUAAUGGGUUUCAAUAUAAGCGCUGCUUUCUGAUCUGUUCCCUUAAAAUGCACAUGCACCUGAAAUAGUCCUGUCUCCCUCCUGAUCGACUAAAGACUCCCACAAAACCAGACUGAAGACGAUAACUGUCCCACAACCGUCCAUCAACAUAUAAAAACCAAGUAUCCACACAUGUAAGAGCACUGACAAACUUAACCAUGUUUUAUUAAUGUCGCCAGUGUGUUUUAAACGUGUAUCUGUUUUUGCUUCAAUGUAGCAUUUUCAAAUAAAAAUUUCCUGAUGAGAA
Molecule: messenger RNA, 1830 nt
Organism: Platichthys flesus (European flounder)
Lineage: Eukaryota; Metazoa; Chordata; Actinopteri; Pleuronectiformes; Pleuronectidae
Product: telethonin
Exons: 2
Coding region: 145-639 (164 amino acids)
Biological process (GO): skeletal muscle contraction; skeletal muscle myosin thick filament assembly; cardiac muscle tissue morphogenesis
Cellular component (GO): Z disc
Molecular function (GO): protein-macromolecule adaptor activity; titin binding; titin Z domain binding
Source: RefSeq, a predicted model, not a curated record